Molecule: messenger RNA, 1413 nt
Organism: Wyeomyia smithii (pitcher-plant mosquito)
Lineage: Eukaryota; Metazoa; Arthropoda; Insecta; Diptera; Culicidae
Exons: 3
Coding region: 532-1362 (276 amino acids)
Source: RefSeq, a predicted model, not a curated record
CCGCCAGUAACAACCACACCGCCAAUAGUUUGCUGUCGGGUCGAAGAAUCGCCGUAUCACCCGCCCAUCCCAUUUGAUUACCAUUUCAAGCUGUUCCGCUUUCCAGCAAAUUUUGCGCGAGGGCGUCCUAUACACGAGGUGAUGUCGGUCGGUGCAAUUGGCGUGACUUUAGUAGGUUCCACCGUCCGUCCAUAUAUGGCCACUGUGUACAGUUUUUGACCUUGCUGCGACGAGGUUGAAACGAACUGAAGUUCAACACGGAGUGACAUAACGAAGGUGCUUUUCUGUUAUUCCUCUAUUAAUUUUCAUUUCUAUAAGUAACGUUGGAAUUGAACCGACCAUUCGUUACCAACAAAACAAUUUAGUCCCGGGGAAGGGGCGGAAGGCGAAUGUUACCAUGGAAGUUCGCGCGGGUCGAUGUCAUGGUUACGUGGGCAACGACGGUUGAUUGUGUUCCGUCGUUUGUUGUAUUGAUCGACUGAAUGCCAUUGUCACAGUUUCAAACGUUUUGAGCUAAAUUAAGUGCGAAAAAUGGCUGCAGCGUCCGGAAGAGUUUCCAAGAAAAAACCUCUCCCUUAUUUCAUGCAACGAUCAGAGGAUGCGGUUCUGCCAUCGUUUCAAAACCGCCGAACCUUGGCGGACCACGUGAAGGACAACAUGCUGUGUGCGGGCCGAAAAUCGUACUUCCAACGGAUUGUUUACGUCGGUCGACAUCCGAAGGUUUCGGCCAUGACAAUUCGUGAUCGGUUCUUGAAGGUAAUCAAAGAGAUGCAGGAAAAAACUUUCAACGAAGUUAAGCUGUUCGGUUUGAUGAUUAAUUUCGACGAAUACUCGAUGCAUAUGAUCGAGAGCGCGGAGGAGACCAUCGGCGAAUAUAUGCGGUAUUUGGCGGACAGUGACCUCUUUGAGUGCAGCCGGGUGGUACUCGUAUAUAAUAACAUCAAUCAGAGAUUUUUCCGCAAAUUGGUGUGGCGAUUUGCUGAUUAUUUGAACGGUUUACCGCCUGCCGUUAUCGAUGCGAAGGAUCCAAAUGUGGUUCAGAAUACGAUUAAUGCUUUUAUGGUGAAAGUGUACACUCUGUGUAAAAUGGUUCGUUCUGAGGAACUGGAUGAAAGAUCUGCUUUCAAAUCGCUUUAUCUAGACGAGAAUUAUGAAGAACACACUCCUGAUGCUGUCGUUUUGGAGUAUAUACUCGGUCUAAAUUGCCUUUUCAACAUACAAGAGUAUGGCCAGUUCUACGGCGUCCUUCCGGACGUUACUACCUUCAGGGACAAAGUGUGGCCCAUUCCGGACGAUAUGACUCCCUACGAUGUGUUUGAUUCGGGAAAAUAUCAAGUUAAUCUCACUUUUGGAGACGUCUGAACAUGAGAUCUCAUAAAUGCAUCCUCAAAAAAAGUAGAAAAUAAAUGAAUU